Molecule: messenger RNA, 1497 nt
Organism: Limanda limanda (common dab)
Lineage: Eukaryota; Metazoa; Chordata; Actinopteri; Pleuronectiformes; Pleuronectidae
Gene: gtf2b
Product: general transcription factor IIB
Exons: 7
Coding region: 26-982 (318 amino acids)
Biological process (GO): transcription preinitiation complex assembly; transcription initiation at RNA polymerase II promoter
Cellular component (GO): nucleus; transcription preinitiation complex
Molecular function (GO): TBP-class protein binding; RNA polymerase II general transcription initiation factor activity
Source: RefSeq, a predicted model, not a curated record
UUCUCAACCACACAGACGCAGUGACAUGGCGUCGACAAGCCGCGGAGAUGCUCUGGCCCUUCCCAGAGUUCAGUGUCCUAACCACCCAGAAGCCAUCCUGGUGGAGGACUACAGAGCAGGGGACAUGAUAUGUCCUGAAUGCGGCCUCGUAGUAGGUGACCGUGUAAUUGAUGUGGGCUCAGAGUGGCGGACAUUUUCUAAUGAGAAAGCCCUUAAAGACCCCUCCAGAGUGGGAGACGCCCAGAACCCACUGCUCAAUGGAGGAGACCUCACCACCAUGAUCAGCAAGGGAACUGGUGCAGCUAGUUUUGAUGAGUUUGGAAACUCAAAGUACCAGAACCGGCGAACCAUGAGCAGCUCCGACCGGGCCAUGCUCAACGCCUUUAAAGAGAUCAGCACCAUGGCAGAUCGCAUCAACCUUCCAAGAAACAUCAUAGACAGAACCAACAACCUAUUCAAGCAGGUGUAUGAACAGAAGAGUCUGAAGGGACGAGCCAACGAUGCCAUUGCUUCGGCUUGUCUCUACAUCGCCUGCAGACAAGAAGGUGUACCGAGAACUUUUAAAGAGAUCUGUGCCGUCUCUAGAAUCUCCAAGAAGGAGAUCGGUAGAUGCUUCAAGCUGAUCCUGAAGGCGCUGGAGACCAGCGUGGACCUUAUCACCACGGGAGACUUCAUGUCCCGCUUCUGCUCAAACCUGGGGUUGCCCAAGCAUGUGCAGAUGGCGGCCACAUAUAUCGCCAGGAAGGCCGUGGAGCUGGACCUGGUUCCCGGCAGGAGCCCGAUCUCUGUGGCCGCGGCAGCUAUUUACAUGGCCUCCCAGGCCUCCGCAGAGAAGAAGACCCAGAAAGAAAUCGGAGAUAUCGCCGGGGUCGCAGACGUCACAAUCAGACAGUCGUACCGACUCAUCUACCCAAGAGCUGCGGAACUUUUCCCUACAGACUUCAAAUUCGACACGCCCGUGGACAAGCUGCCUCAGCUGUGAAGACGCUGCCUACUGUUUUUUUCAUGCUUUAAAAAAGAAAAUCAUGUUUGUGUUGAAUUUGGGCGAUUUCUCUUUGUCUCUUCUAAAGACUUCAGGCCCUUUAUCGAGGCGCUCUCACAGGAAUAAGACGGACACAUUCCAGUGCUGAAAGAAACUAGCUUGCAGACUGCACUUACAGGAUUUCAUUUGUGUCUAUAUACUGUACUAUGUAUAUAUGUCCAAGUGGGAAUGUGUAACUUGAUGCUUGCAAAUUUUAAGCUGGUUUCAUACCGUAUACAUAAAAAAUGUUUCUGUAGAAAAAGGACCAGUUUCUAUUUUGUUAGUUUGUUUGAAUUGUUCUAAGUAAUAAAAAAAACAUUAAAAAGCUUUUUCAGUAAAGCAUGGUAAUCCGCUCAUGGUUUAAAUAAUGUUUAAAAAAUUUGUUUACAUAAAAUCCUUCACUUGAUCGAUUAACUGUUGUCGCAGGAAGGAAAACUCAUCUCACAAAGGAUUGAAAAUUAAAUACUAAACAAACA